AUGGCUGGGCGCCCCCACCUCCGGCCCCUUGGAGCUGCCCGUGCUCUGGGCGCCUCCCUUGGCUUCUGGGGUUCUGACACUGGCUCUCCGGGCAUUCCCUUUGAGACCUCCGGCUGCAGGGUCCCCGUCCCUCCGAGCUGGGACAUCCCCAGGGCUCUUCGGACUCAGAAACCUGGUUCCAAGGCCCACGGGCCCUCCAUUCAGACCUGGGGACUGGAACUCGAGCCCCCGCCCGGGCCAAGUCCUGGACGCCACGGGAGGCGGCCUCUGGCCCCCGGCCUCCCCCAGGCCCACCCUGAGAAACGCACGGGGAAUCCCCGCCACCAGCUCGGGCCCAGCUCGGGCGAAGGUCUAGGGCAGCUCCGGCCCCUCCUCCUCCUCCAUUCGGCCUCCCAGGGCAGGGCCGCAGGCUCGGCCUCUAGGCGAGGACUUCCCCGUCCUGCCGAGCAGCAGCCCCCAGCCCGGGGCCAGGUGUCCGUCUGCGGACUGACCAGAGCUGCCCGUGACAGGACCGAGCCGAACCCUCGUACCCCUCGUCUCCCCCACACCCAGCGGGUGCCUGUUUGGGGGGGGGGGGCGGAUGGCGGGAAGCGUGACAUCAGCGCGUCCCACCUGGGCCGCCGGGGAGAGCCAGGGGGCCGUAUCUGCUUUGAGCAGGAGCCAGGGAGGGCCCGGGAGCAUCCCCAGCCGAGGGCUCGGGGUUAUCUCUUGGCCCAAUCGUCCCUGCCACCCCCGCGCUCCCUGCUUCUGGGAGAUAGGCCCGACCGUGCGCUGGGGGCCCCUUUCCCGGGAAGGAGCCCCGGCUGCUGCCCUCCCGCAGGCCCCGCCAUCCCACUCCCCGCGGAGAAGGGGGCGCGGCCUGCGCUGCCUGACCUCCCAGCUCCCCCGAGGCCCCGCCGCUGCCCCCGCUCCGCAAGGGGCCAGUGCCCUCCCCUGGGCCCGGGCCAGGAGCUGAUGACGACCGUCUCCCAUCCUCGAAUGGCCCCUGGGGACCGUUAG
This is a messenger RNA of Sarcophilus harrisii (Tasmanian devil), 999 nucleotides long. Its product is annotated as basic proline-rich protein-like. The coding region runs from base 1 to 999 and encodes 332 amino acids. The transcript has 3 exons. Lineage: Eukaryota; Metazoa; Chordata; Mammalia; Dasyuromorphia; Dasyuridae. The record is from RefSeq and is a predicted model, not a curated record.